This is a messenger RNA of Penicillium roqueforti, 2379 nucleotides long. It is a transcript of the gene abaA, whose product is annotated as transcription factor AbaA. The record is from RefSeq and is a predicted model, not a curated record. The transcript is spliced from 3 exons. Gene Ontology annotation, cellular component: transcription regulator complex. Gene Ontology annotation, molecular function: DNA-binding transcription factor activity, RNA polymerase II-specific; RNA polymerase II cis-regulatory region sequence-specific DNA binding. NCBI's taxonomy places the organism in Eukaryota, Fungi, Ascomycota, Eurotiomycetes, Eurotiales, Aspergillaceae. Gene Ontology annotation, biological process: regulation of transcription by RNA polymerase II. Bases 1 to 2379 code for a protein of 792 amino acids.
AUGGCUACUGACUGGCAACCCGAGUGCCUUGUCGCUCAGAACCAGCCGUCACUGGAUCCUGUGGGAGCUCAUUCUGAUCGAGCUCUGCAGAAUACCACUGGGAAUGUCCAGUCUUAUUCAGACCAAUUGGCUCAUGCUGGUGUCACUGCUCGCGAUGAUCAGUUUCAUCAAUAUAGCUUCAAGUAUCCUCAUGGCCCUCAUCCUCAACCCUUGUCAGCACCUGGCUUGCAUCAACAGCAUGUAGCGGCUCGGCUUCAUCAACGGAAGCUUCGCAGGCUUCACUCGGUUGGACCCAACUCUCAGUCCCGCCGGGCACAAAGCAGCUAUCUCAAGUCUCAGAAAUACAUGGAGUACCGACGUCGCCCUCGUCGUGAUACUGGAAAAGAUGGAGAGCCAGUGUGGUCUGAUGAAUUGGAAGACGCUUUUCAGCAGGCUCUCGAAGCAAACCCUCCCAUGGGUCGAAGAAAGUGGUCCGAACGUGGCAAGUCAUAUGGCCGCAACGAGCUGAUUGCUGAGUAUAUCUUCAAGUUGACUGGCAAGCGGAGGACACGCAAGCAGGUGUCAAGCCAUCUGCAGGUCCUCGACUCUUUCUUGAAGGGCGAUCCCGAUUGGGAGCGACUUGUCCGUGAGCCAGCAUUAGAACGAUCAUCGAGUGUUCAUGGCUCAGCACCUGCUCCGAAAUGGAGAACGGCAGUAGAGCACCCCUCGGGAUCUAGCCACUACGGCAGCCACACACACCCUUCAUACCAUGACCAUAUGAGAUCUAUGCAACCAUAUGCUGGAGAUCUCCCACCGCCACACUAUACGCUUGGGUCCAACAUGCAGGAGACUGCUGCUAGCACCAUUCAUGGCUUUAGCUUCGACAUGUGGGUCAGCGCUCCUCAGCAGGCCAAUCGCAUCGACAAGGCAUUGCAUGCAUACACCCGUCUGCAGGGUGAUCUGCACCACCCCGUUGCACCCCCCAUGCCUCUUGAGCAUGUGAACGGGUGGCGGUCUUCUUUCCCCCAACUGGCUUCUAUGGUGGAUGACGUCAACAAUCCCCUGGAUUGCGAUAUCAUCUUGUUAGAAGUGAACCUUGAGCUAAUGACCGACUUCCCUCCUACUGGCUCACGACUGGGAAUCCAGCUCGAUCUUGACUACGGUCACCCUAGUGCUGGCGAUGUUUUGGGAGUCAGCCAGAUGGACAACUGGACCUGCAGCACGCAUAUCUACCAAGAUAGCCAGAAGCUCCUAGAGACUUACCACGACCUACCCAAGACACAGUCAACUAAGGUCAAGCCCCUCUUCGAAUCAUCUUGGUGGGCUAAGCUGUUCACUCAGUUGACUCAAGAGAAACGUAUAGCCGAGGACUCAGGAAACCCCCAAGCUGCUCGUGACGCUGAUGACCAUGCCCGUCAAUUCUUCCGCUCAUUGUCUGCAGUGCAAGAGAUCCGUGCCACCUCGCCCAGCUCCUGCCGUCUGUCUAACCAAUACCAAGGCCAUCACGGCGAUGAGAGCAAGCGCAUGGCCGUUCUGGCCUGGAAGUUCCGACAAACCAGGCCUGGCGAAGUUGGCACCACCACUUGGAGACGACUAAUACCGGCACCGGACCGGACUACAACCAACAGCCCGCGCCCAGCCUCCGCGGUCGAUCGAGUUCCUCUCUCUCUGGAUUCCAUCCUUCUCAACAAACCAUCCCACCAGGGUAUUUACCAAGCCCCUCAUCCUCACGACCUCAUCCACCACCCCAGCCAAUCCCAAUCGCAAUGGCCCAUGUACCAAUCACCUCAUGACAACGUGUCUAAUCUCUAUAAUCCCUCCGGCCAUCUGGACUUCAUGUCAUCCAUCAGCAAAGCCGAAGAUGGACUCAAUGAUAAAAUCGCCGUCACCUCGGUGCUGGACUCCUUCUCCGCCAGCCUCGCACCCGAGAGCAUCUCAUCCACAAGUCUCCACGGCUCCAGCGGUGCACCCGUCAUGCUCAACGUGCAUGACCUACCACUCACCCACCCAGGGAUGGGCUACACAAUGGGCCACGAAACAUCACAUUACGUGCCAUCCCAACACCACAGCGUGAAUAUGCACGACAGCAACAGCGUGCUACACGGCUUCUUCGGCUCUCACACGCAACCGCUUGAUGACCUCAGCCACGGCCAUGGGUCGUGGGGUACGCACUCCACAUCCAUACCCGGAGACGUCGGCGCCGGCAGCUACCAUAUCCCUUAUCAGGCCGAGCACCAUGGACCUGUCUCGCGCGAGUCGCAGCAACCACACCAGUUCGACGGCCUCUUGCCAUCGGAGGACCUAAUGGAUAAGAUCGUCGGGCGCAUGUCCAAUGGUUCCGGCAUGCAUGGGGCGGGCCCCGAUGCGGGCUACGAUAACGCCACUGUGGAUGCGGUAUAA